AUGCUUGUACGGGAAUCUAAGACGUGGAACUUAGUCACGACGAAAUGGUCAAUUGUAGUCAACUUAUGGGUCAAGGUGAACGAGGCGCGACGCUUAGUUUAUCCAUGGGGAGAAGUCAUCGAUGCUAAUGAUACCCGCAUAGGCUGUCAAUUACAUGCUCGAGGAAUUACUUACCACCCCGAUUCGACAGUAUCAUUCAAAAAGCAUCUGUUUUUAACCGCUAUCAAGCUGAAUCCCGUCAUAUGUUUCUACAACGAUGAUGAGAAUGCUGCCGAUGCUCGCUCUGAAGCAGCAGCCGCCGCCACUGGAACGGGCGACGUUGCCUGA
Molecule: messenger RNA, 327 nt
Organism: Sphaeroforma arctica JP610
Lineage: Eukaryota; Ichthyosporea; Ichthyophonida
Exons: 1
Coding region: 1-327 (108 amino acids)
Source: RefSeq, a predicted model, not a curated record